Molecule: messenger RNA, 4322 nt
Organism: Drosophila serrata
Lineage: Eukaryota; Metazoa; Arthropoda; Insecta; Diptera; Drosophilidae
Gene: Mnn1
Product: menin 1
Biological process (GO): regulation of transcription by RNA polymerase II; negative regulation of cell cycle; negative regulation of cell population proliferation
Cellular component (GO): chromatin; histone methyltransferase complex; nucleus
Molecular function (GO): chromatin binding; transcription cis-regulatory region binding; Y-form DNA binding
Source: RefSeq, a predicted model, not a curated record
UUGAAUAACGUAAACACAACACAACGCAAUUAUAUCGUCGAAAUUUUACCUGGUUUUCACCUGGCGCGUCGCGCAUCUAAACCACCUUAAUUAGCACCCAAAUUGCAGCGGAAAUAAUGCUUAAACUAAAUCGUAUCGAAUUCGCCGAGAUACUUUGGGAUUUCGGGUCGACAAGUGCAACUGCGUGUCAAGUGGAAAUCCGCUGAAGGGGGUGGCGGGCAGUAGCACCAGCAGCAGCGGCAGCAGAGACAAGACCAAAAACAAAAACAAGUGACGAUUGAAAGGUGCGAGAAACUCACCUGCCCCCCGUGCGUCCGAUUACUGAUGACGUGGAUGGCGAAGGACACAGGAUAUAUACAUUAUUUUUCGCAGCAACUGCACAACUGCACAUGCAUGUGCAUGCAUACACAUACACUCACUCCCGCACACACGCACACACUCACACAUGUGCAAGCACAUGCAGAAAACCAGUUGUUUGUCGUUUUGCUUUUGUUGUUGUUGCAAAUAAGAAGUGCAAGUGAAGCGCAGCAGCAAAAAUCCUGCUCUUAAGUACAAACGAAAAAGGCGAAAAAAAAUAUAAGCAAAAAGGGCCGAAGGUGCGCGACAACGACAAAAAGUUGUUUGUCAACUUGUUGCCAAUGUUGCAGCCACAAAGUGGCUGGCUGUACAAACGGCAGCAGCAGCAGCACCACCACCAACAGCCAAUCGCCAGUGGCCAUUGUGCAUCCAACAAAUCCAGGCGAAAGGCCAGCAGCAGCAGCAGGAUAAUAACGAGCUCGUUAUCGGGCUAGGAACAGGUGGAAAAAAGGCAUUUAGGCUAGUAACAGGUGGCAAAUCUAAGCAGGAUUCCCAAGAGUUACUCGGAUUAUAUAUUUAAAGAAAAUCUCAUAAAGAGGCUAAAAACAGGACGAAAAGAUAAGCAAGGCUUUUAAGCUACAUAUUUGGAUACACAAAAAAGGCCGAUUACGGAUAAAAGAAAAGAGUCAAGAAAAAAGAUAUCAGGCUUACAAUUUAUCACAAUAAAACGAGGAAAGCAUUUACGGAAUAUCAUAGAAAUUCGCACAAGUAAAAGCAUUUGAAGCUUGACACUUCAGUUCAAAUCUACUCGGAAGGAUCUUAAGCGCACUAACAAAUACCGGCUUUAGUAUAUCACCGUCCCCCAUAAGAACCAUGUCGACGAUUACUAGAAGUGCCAGUGCGAGUCCCAUGGCUCUAAAUGGCAUUAUCGAUGCCAGCUUGUUCCCGCUAAAGUCCACCUCCGAUGUGGUCAAUCUCUUUCGGCGUGCUUUAACCUCCGGAAUCGAGCCUGAUCUAACGCUACUCUCCAUUGUGGUUGGCUACAUUGAGUUAUCGCUGACAACGGGAGAGGCUGCUGCACAGGCCGCUCAGGCGGCAGCCGCCGCCGCCGCUACUGCGGCAGCAGGUGACAUCAGUCAGUCGGCGACAGGUGGAAAUGAUGUCAUCAUGGGCAACAGCGUUCCCUUUCCGGUAGUGACACACGAACUGAUCGCCGGACUAUAUAAGAAGUUCCAAACUAUACUGUCCGUGGUUGAAAAACCAAAGCCACAUCGCCAGGCCACCCGCGAGGUAAUUAAGAAGGUAUCGGACGUGAUCUGGAACUCGCUGAUCCGGAGCAGCUACAAGGAUCGGGCCCACCUGCAGAACCUCUACAGCUACCUGUCCGGCAACAAAUUGGAUUGCUUUGGCGUUGCCCUGGCUGUAGUCGCGGGUUGCCAGUUGCUUGGCUAUAAGGAUGUGCGCCUGGCCAUUUCGGAGGAUCACGCCUGGGUAGUGUUCGGCCAGAAGCGAGUGGAGACCAUCGAGGUGACGUGGCACGGCAAAGGAAGUGAGGAUAAGCGGGGUCAGGACAUACGACCCGGAAUCGAAUCUGGAUCAUGGCUCUACUUGGGCGGACUGGCGGUGAUCUGUGAACGAGGAAUGGAAGUGGCGGCUAUUUGUGCAGCUUUAAACAUUUCGCUGACCUCAAACAGUGACUGCGUGGAAGUGGCCGAGUUGCAGCAGCAGCUUCUGUGGUUGCUAUACGACCUGGGACAUCUCAAGCGCUAUCCCAUGGCCCUGGGUACACUCGGGGAGCUAGAGGAGAUUCAUCGCACCCAUCCGAGCAUCAGUUGUGAGCAGCUUUACCGCGAGGCAAUCGAUUCGGCGAGAACCCACUAUCGCAAUCACCACGUCUAUCCGUAUACCUACCAGGGAAACUACUACAAUCGAUUGCUAAAGUAUAGGGACGCCUUUGCCGCGUGGGCGAAUGCGGCGGAUGUGAUUCGUUUGUAUACGUACCAGUGCCGGGAUGACGAGGAAAUCUACAAGGAGUUGCUGGACAUUGCCAACGAGCUGAUACCGUAUGUAAUGAAAACCGAGAGUUCUGGCCACUCGGCAAGAAGUAUUCUGCGAGAUGCUGAAGUUUUUGCCAAUCUGCUGCGAUUCUACGAUGGCAUUUGUCAAUGGGAAGAGGACAGUUUAACGCCCAUCCUGCAUAUUGGUUGGGCUAAGCCGCUUGUGAAUAAUAUCACCAAGUUUGACUAUGACAUCAGGUCCCAGGUGGUUAUAAAGUUGCCCGAGGAUCUUGAAGCGGAACAGGCCAAGGCCGAACAAGAGGCUAAGGAGUCCAGGGAGGCAGCUGUGGGCUCUUCAGAGGCGACAGAGGGAAUUACCAAUAACAAUACGGUAGUUAAAAAGGAAGAGAAAACAAAGAACUCGGAGUUGCCCACAACUUUGGCCGAUCUAACAGCCGCAUGUGGCGAGAAGAUUCUUAAUCCUGACUUUCUGCUACAGGGUGGCGGCCAGCCCUUUGCCGAUCAGAAACAACAUCAACAACAAUCUUCUGGUGGAGGCGAUGUCGACGCAACAGAGUCCCACAACAACAAUAACAAUAUUAGCAAGAGCAAUAAUAACAAUCAUAAUACGGACAAAAAGGAGGCUACAAUAAACACAACAAGCAAUGGAAGUGGAAACUCUGUCCAGUUACCAGUUUCCAGCGACUCUCGCACCGCCCAACAUCAAGCUCAAGUGCAAGAUAAGCCGCCACAGCAUCGAGAAGCUAAACCCGAGGACAAAAGCGACGAUUAUGAUCCAUUCGAGAUAAUGCUCAAGAAACCCGUGAUCACAUUGUACAGCCAGAAGAUGAAAGGCCUGAAGGAUCUGUUGUUGGCCGAGAAGCUCAAUACACACGCCAUUUCGCUUCAAGUUACCGCCCAGUCUGUGGCCUCGAGAAAAGUUCGCGGAGUGGAGAAGCACUCGGCCACGAUUUCGGCCACAAUUACAGCAAUUUCUUCGAGUUCCGGCGGUGAUAGUCUUCUGAGUGGAGUUGGAGGCGCCAGUGGAGGAGGAGGGGUGAGUGGAGCAAGUGCCACUGGCAGAUCAUCAUCGCCAGGAGGUGAUUCUAUAGCCGCUUCACGUCCUAAACGAACGCGUCGCGAGUAAAUCUUGUUGUUGGGAUAAAUUCCUUAUUAAUCAUAGGGGUGGCUUGAUAUCAUUCGAUGUGAAAACAUACAGAAGCACAAAUUAGGCUUUUGACUAAAGAUUAAUUGAUGUUUUAAGAAUUUUUUAUUGUCGAAAACAACUCCAACCAAAAUUUUGAGUAGAUAUAGUCGAGAGAGUGAGUUAUCUAUUACUUUUCUUUGAAAAACUUAUUUAAAAUAUUGAAAAAAAUCAAGAAAUAAUCAAGUCACCCCAAAAAAGUAACCAAGUGUAUAUCUAUGUAAUGUAUAGAUAUAUAUCCUAUCCAUAUUUUUGAUGUUUGGUGUGUAUUUAUGUAGUUUGUAAGUCCAAAAAUGAACGUUAGAGAACGCCUAGCGUUUUAAAAAGAAAAGAAAACAAAAAAAAAGUAUAACAUGUCCCCACAAACACACACGAAAUAAUAAGUUAUGCUAAGUAUUUAUAAAACGUAUUUUUUAGAGCUGUUAUAUCUUUUCCUUUUUCGUAUUUAUUGCCACAACUAUGUAUGUUUUUUACCCUCCAACCUUUUUUUUUUAAAUUAUCGUUUAAGCGAAACUUUAUUGGUGCUCCCUCUUCGAAAACGAAAAACAGAGAGAAAUAAGAUCAGUCUCUGUUUUAGAUUAGAUUGGAAAUGAAAAGAUUUAAUCGAUAUGGAAAAUAGAAACUGAACUUGGUAUAUUUAUGUAUUUACUUUAAAGCAUUUUAUUGAGGCUAAGCUGUUUGAUUUAACUCUAUUUACACCUAUGUAUAUCCUGUAAUAUUUAAGAAAAUGCAAAAACUUUGUUACUACUUUUGACUUGAAGUUAAACAUACAAACAACAACCCGAAUGGUAAACAAAAGAAAUACAUAUUUAACACUUCCUCUA